This is a messenger RNA of Sphaeramia orbicularis (orbiculate cardinalfish), 1462 nucleotides long. RefSeq names its product keratin 15 (gene krt15). Gene Ontology annotation, molecular function: structural molecule activity. The transcript has 7 exons. Bases 67 to 1356 code for a protein of 429 amino acids. The record is from RefSeq and is a predicted model, not a curated record. NCBI's taxonomy places the organism in Eukaryota, Metazoa, Chordata, Actinopteri, Kurtiformes, Apogonidae. Gene Ontology annotation, cellular component: cytoskeleton.
UGUGCAUCUGAGUCUUCAUAUCAUCUUCUCUCCAAGACACGCAGAUCUCCUGAGCAGCCUUUCACAAUGGCCUCCAGUUAUUCAUUCCGCGCUUCAAGUGGUGCAGGCGGUGCAGGGGGUAGUAGACUCAGUGGAUCCAUGGGUACACUAACUAGACGAUAUGCUUCAAGUGUUCAUGGAGGUUCAGGUGGCAGAGACAUAAAAAUCUCUAUGGCCUCUGGUGGUUUUGGCGGUGGUUCAGGAUCUGGUUUUGCUUAUGGCAUGGGAGCAGGAGGAGGGGCAAGUGGUGGCUUUGGCUAUGGUGAUGGCAUGGACCUCCACGUGGGCGCCAACGAGAAGGCCACUAUGCAAAACCUGAACACCCGCCUUUCUACAUAUCUGGAAAAGGUGCGCAAACUGGAGGAGGCCAAUGCUGAGCUGGAGCUCAAGAUCCGCAAGUUCUUGGAGAGUAAGACCUCCCCAUCUGCCCGUGACUACUCAGCCUAUGAGGCCACCAUCGCUGAUCUGCAGGGAAAGAUCCAGGAUGCCACUCGUGUCAACGGAGGCAUCUAUCUGGCCAUUGACAAUGCAAAACUGGCAGCAGACGACUUCAGAAUGAAGUUUGAGAAUGAGCUGGCCAUGCGUCAGUCAGUGGAGGCAGACAUCGCCGGCCUCAAGAGGAUGUUGGACGAGCUGACACUGGCCAGAUCUGACCUGGAAAUGCAGAUUGAAGGCCUCAAGGAGGAGCUGAUUUUCCUCAAGAAGAACCAUGAAGAGGAAAUGGCAGCCCUCAGGGGUCAGAUGUCUGGACAGAUCAACGUGGAGCUGGAAUCAGCGCCACAACAAGACUUGAGCGCCAUUAUGUCUGAAAUCCGUGAGCAGUAUGAGGCUGUGGCCAGGAAGAAUCAGAAUGACCUGGAUGCCUGGUUCAAGACUCAGACAGAGACACUAAGUAAGGAGGUAGCAGCCAGCACAGAGACUCUUCAGACAUCCAAGACGGAAAUCAAAGACCUCCGUUCCACGCUUCAGGGCCUUGAAAUUGAGCUACAAUCACAGCUAAGCAUGAAAGCGGCUCUAGAGGGGACUCUAGCUGAAACACAGAGUAGAUAUGCCGUGCAACUCAUGAACCUCCAGGCAAGGGUGACGGGCUUGGAGGACCAACUGCAACAGAUGCGCAGUGACAUGGAACGGCAGAAGCAAGAGUACCAGAUGCUGCUGGACAUUAAGACCAGACUUGAGGCGGAGAUUUCACAGUACAGGGUGUUGCUGGAUGGAAAUGCAAGCAUUGCCGAUGUGUCUUCAAAGCCCAGGGUGGUCAUCAAGACAGAGGAAAUUUCCAAUGGCAACGUGGUGUCAACAACAUCCACUAUUGCCUAAUCUGUCUCAUGCGGCAACACAAGCAGCAACCUCUGGAAACCAAAUACCAACCAUCUGACUUCAGAACCACAAAAACAUAAAAAUAAAGUUUUCAGUUUGCUCAUGA